Vicia villosa (hairy vetch) is the source of this 1134-nucleotide messenger RNA. RefSeq names its product light-harvesting complex-like protein 3 isotype 1, chloroplastic. The record is from RefSeq and is a predicted model, not a curated record. The transcript has 3 exons. NCBI's taxonomy places the organism in Eukaryota, Viridiplantae, Streptophyta, Magnoliopsida, Fabales, Fabaceae. The coding region runs from base 218 to 976 and encodes 252 amino acids.
AGUAACUUAUUACUAGUAAUUACCUAGUCACAAUUCACUUGCUCAUUCCCCUUCUUAUUGUGCUGUGCCAUUCUGAAAAGAUGAGAUAGUGAGAGAGGAUAGAGAGAUAGCCUAAGAAACGUAACCAGAAACCGAAAACUCAGAAGAGAGAAUACCCAAACCACACAUUCUCUCUCUCUCUCACACUAUCAUCAUCCAUCAAUGCAAUUGUAAAACCAUGUCAACUACCUUCUCCAUGGCUUCUUUCUCUCCUCUUACUCCAAUCUCAACCACUCAUUCUUCUUCACACUCCAGACCCCAUCACCUUACCCACCACCACCACAACACUCUCACACCCAAAAACCUUACUUUUUUUACCCUCUCUCCCUUGAGAGUUUCUGCUGGAACUUCUGAUUCACCUGAAACUGCUGUCAAACCACCACCAGAGAACAUCUCUGUCGGUACAAAUGGUUCUGCUUCUGCUGUUACUGCUGUCGAGGAAGUUAAGGUUUCCAGCGGGUUUGUUGACCCUAGAUGGGUUGCUGGGACUUGGGACUUGAUGCAGUUUAGGAAAAACGGUACCACUGACUGGGAUGCUGUUAUUGAUGCUGAGGCGAGGAGGAGAAAAUGGCUCGAGAAUAACCCAGAAUCAUCCAACAAUGACAGUCCUGUAGUGUUUGACACCUCCAUUGUACCUUGGUGGGCAUGGAUAAAAAGGUUCCAUCUCCCUGAAGCUGAACUACUCAAUGGUCGCGCAGCAAUGAUAGGAUUUUUUAUGACAUAUCUGGUCGAUAGCUUGACAGGAGUAGGUCUAGUUGAUCAAAUGAACAACUUCUUUUGCAAAACUCUUCUGUUUGUAGCAGUGGGAGGAGUACUUCUCAUCCGAAAGAAUGAGGAUGUUGAUACUUUUAAGAAGCUAUUGGAGGAGACUACCUUUUAUGACAAGCAAUGGCAAGCAACUUGGCAGGAUGAGAACUCAAGCAAUUCCAACAAAUGAUUACUAGGAUUGUUGUUAUGUAGUCUCUUAAUAUAGUGUGCUCUAUUAAUAACAUUGCAAGUGAAGAAAAAAGACAUGAAUAUAAUUUAGACAUUGUAUUUCAAUUCCUUUUAUGGUUCUAAUGCGUAAUGAUAGAGUUUUUUGCGUUCGCAAUGCAA